AUGUCUGACAAACCGGAUUUUGCAGAAAUUGAAACGUUUGAUAAAACCAAACUGAAAAAAACUGAAACUAGAGAAAAAAAUCCAUUACCUACUAAGGAAACUAUCGAACAGGAAAAGCAAAACAAAAAUACACCUUGA
Molecule: messenger RNA, 138 nt
Organism: Protobothrops mucrosquamatus (brown spotted pit viper)
Lineage: Eukaryota; Metazoa; Chordata; Lepidosauria; Squamata; Viperidae
Product: thymosin beta-12-like
Exons: 2
Coding region: 1-138 (45 amino acids)
Biological process (GO): regulation of cell migration; actin filament organization
Cellular component (GO): cytoplasm
Molecular function (GO): actin monomer binding
Source: RefSeq, a predicted model, not a curated record